This is a messenger RNA of Gigantopelta aegis, 1482 nucleotides long. RefSeq names its product cilia- and flagella-associated protein 100-like. NCBI's taxonomy places the organism in Eukaryota, Metazoa, Mollusca, Gastropoda, Neomphalida, Peltospiridae. The record is from RefSeq and is a predicted model, not a curated record.
AUGUCUGGAGCUGCUACUGCUGUUCUUACUCCUCCAUCUCAGCCAAGGAAGACAGCAUCCCCUCCUCAAGAGAGCGAAAGGACUUCUUUUUCUACCUCCAAUCCCUCAAGUAACUCAAGAGAAAGUGACAGUAAGAAUCCAUUUAUAAUGCCACCAGAUCACGAGCUGUUUACACUGAGAGAGAAAGAAAGGAAAAAAUUUAAAGAGGAAAGAGCAAAAGAACGAAUGUUAAAAGUCCAUGAAAAAUCAACCUAUUCCUCACGUGUCAAUGCUAAAAUGUCAUCUCUAAGAAAAACUGUUAUUACUCCAGAUAGCUCUGAUAGUGACAUAAAGGGUCUUGAUCGAGCUUCAAGACUCUACGAAGAUACACAAUUUGUACUUGCUACAAUAGAGGUAGAGAUCUCUUUCCAUAUAGAGAAGGAGGAUUUGAAUAGCUAUUUAUGCAAGAAGAGGGAAAUGUUUCUAAUGCAGUAUUCACUUGGAGUGAAGAGAGAUGAGAUACAAAACUUGAAGAGAUACCAAGAGGAAAAGAAACUAGAAUCAGCAGAAACAUAUUUAGAACAAAGUGCUAUCAUGUUUGAUGAAUUCCUCAAAGAAAAUGACAAAAAUUCUGUAGAAGCUAUCAAAAUGGCAGAAGCAGCAACUAAAGCUAAGCUAGAGAAAGUAGCUGAAAUCAAGCGACUCAAUACACAAAUAAUGGCAAUAAAAAGUGAAAUAUCUCGCAAUGAAGACCAGUUGAAUGAGUUGAAAACUUAUCGUCAAUUUAUGAAUGAGUUGGCACCCAGAGGAGUGUUAUAUUUCACAGAUCCUAUGCAAUUACUAGAAAUAUUCACAGAAUUAGAAGAGCAGAACCUUUCUCUUAUUCAAAACAGUCAAGAAACAGAUGAGGCAUUGGAAGAAAUAAGACACAAUCGUCAAAGUACAGAGCAACGGCUCAAUCAUGAAGUGGAGAUAUUAAAACAACAACUUGAUGAAUUAGAAAGGAAUAUACAGAAGGAAGAAAACAAGGCUUAUGAUCUGGAGACAAAAUCAAAAUUAUUUUCAUUUGGUGAAUUCAAAGCUGAUGACCAAGAAGCCAUGUUGUUAGCACUAAAUAAGAAAGUAGCUGAUGUGUUCAGUAAAUGUAUUGGAGUAACUGAUGCUACAGCAAGCACACUCCAAAUGUUAACAGCUAUUGAAGGCCGUAUGGAGGAAUUGUUUAAGAACUGGAAAGUUUUACCUGUUGAUAAAGUGGAAGCUGCUGAAAAGGCUAAAGAGAAGGAAAGACGAUUACGUUUGAGAGAACAGAAAUUGCAAGAACAAAGAUUACAUCAAGAGGAACGAUUAAAGAGAGCUUUAGAAAGAGCGCAAGCAGAUCCAAAGAAAAGAACUGGUAGGCGACUGGUUUAUCGAUCAGAGCCUCCUGUCUUGAAACGUAAACAGCGUGACAGUGAUGAUCAACGUGAAAAAGAAGAAGAAGAAUUACAAUAUUACUUCUCUUAA